AUUGGCUGAUCUCCUGUCAGUAGUAAAGAGGAUCAGAUAACAAACUUGGGACCUUCAUAAAGGCGUGGUAGCGAUACUCCGAGAACGCUGGCAGCCUAUGACAUCAGCCAGGAACGCCUAGGAUGCGGCUGCUCCUGGCCACCCUCAGAGGAGGAGGGUCCUGCGGGCUGGGAGUUAAUUAGCCUUGCGCGGCGAGGGGGGAGGCGCCAGUUUUCUGGGGACACUGGCGGCCACUGUGAGUCCUCCUGCCCAAGGGAGCUCCCGGAGAGUUGGAUGAAUUCUUGGUUGUUAGCUGCUGUCCUCUGGGCUCCUGGGAGCCAGUUUCUGGUGGAAAGCGGGACGUCUGGCCAGCGACCAGCGGCUUGCUGAGACUCACCAUGACACUCCUGGGGUCUGAGCACUCUUUGCUGAUUAGAAGGAAGUUCCGAUCAGUCUUACAGUUACGGCUUCAACAGCGAAGGACCCAGGAGCAGCUGGCUAGCCAAGGCUUGAUACCACCCCUGAAAAGUCCAACUGAAUUCCAUGACCCAAGGAAAAAAUUGGAUGGUGACAAGACUGAAGAUUCCCUGAGGUGCAAGGGCAGAAACAGGUCUGAUCGUGCCAGCCUGGUUAAUAUGCACAUUCUCCAAGCCUCCACGGCAGAAAGAUCCAUUCCAACUGCUCAGAUGAAGCUGAAAAGAGCCCGCCUCGCAGGUGACCUCAAUGAGAAGAUUGCUCUCCGCCCAGGGCCUCUGGAACUGGUGGAGAAGAAUAUCUUGCCUAUGGAUUCUUCAGUGAAAGAAGCUAUAAAAGGUACGGAGGUGAGCUUCUCCAAAGCAGCAGAUGCCUUUGCCUUCGAAGAGGACAGCAGCAGCGAUGGGCUUUCCCCAGAUCAGAGUCGGAGCGAAGACCCGCAGGGUUCUGCGGGAUCGCCCCCUGAUGUCAAAUCCACUGAGGCUCCUUUGGCUGGUCCUCUGGACGCAAUCCAGGAUCUUGCUCCUGGCUCAGAAAGUGACAAGAAUGAUGCGGUCUCCCAGCCGAGCAACCAGUCAGACUCUGGGAAGCAGGGCCUUGGCCCCCUCAGCAGCCCUGUCCCUGUGCACACUGCUGUAAAGGCCAAGUCUUUGGGUGAUAGUAAGAACCGCCACAAAAAGCCCAAGGACCCCAAACCAAAGGUGAAGAAGCUCAAAUACCACCAGUAUAUUCCCCCAGAUCAGAAGGCAGAGAAGUCCCCCCCACCCAUGGACUCUGCCUAUGCCCGGUUGCUACAGCAACAGCAACUAUUCCUGCAGCUGCAGAUUCUCAGUCAGCAACAGCAGCAGCAACAGCAGCAGCAGCAGCAGCAGCAGCGGUUCAGCUACCCUGCGAUGCACCAAACACACCUCAAAGAACCAAACGAACAGAUGGUCAGAAAUCCGAAUCCUUCCUCAGCACCGCUGAGCAGCACUCCUCUGUCCCCUGUCAAAAACAGUCUUUCUGGACAAACUGGUGUCUGUGCUCUCAAACCAGGCCCCCUUCCACCAAACCUGGAUGAUCUUAAGGUAUCAGAAUUAAGACAACAGCUUCGAAUACGAGGCUUGCCAGUGUCAGGUACCAAGACAGCACUGGUGGACCGGCUUCGACCCUUUCAGGAUUGUGCCGGCAACCCUGUGCCCAACUUUGGGGACAUCACGACGGUCACCUUUCCUGUCACGCCCAACACCUUGCCCAGUUAUCAGUCCUCCCCAUCAGGCUUCUACCACUUUGGCAGCACGAGCUCCAGCCCACCCAUCUCCCCUGCCUCAUCUGACCUGUCGGCCGCUGGGUCCCUGCCAGACACUUUCACCGAUGCAUCACCUGGCUUCGGCUUACAUGCGUCCCCGGUGCCCGCCUGCACGGAUGAGAGCCUGCUGAGCAGCCUGAACGGGGGCUCCGGCCCCUCAGAGCCUGACGGGCUAGACUCUGAGAAAGACAAGAUGCUGGUGGAGAAACAGAAGGUGAUCAACCAGCUCACCUGGAAGCUGCGACAGGAGCAGCGGCAGGUGGAAGAGCUGAGGAUGCAGCUGCAGAAACAGAAGAGUGGCUGCAGCGACCAGAAGCCACUGCCCUUCUUGGCCACUAGCAUCAAGCAGGAAGACGUCUCUAGCUGUCCUUUCGCAGCCCAGCAGGCAUCUGGAAAGGGACAGAGCCACAGCUCUGACAGUCCUCCUCAGGCCUGUGAGACUGCUCAGCUGCUCCCUCACUGUGUGGAGUCCUCAGGCCAAACCCAUGUACUCUCAUCCACGUUUCUUAGCCCCCAGUGCUCCCCCCAGCACUCGCCCCUGGGGGCCCUGAAGAGCCCUCAGCACAUCAGCUUGCCCCCAUCGCCCAACAGCCAUUAUUUCCUGGCCUCCUCUUCUGGGGCUCAGAGAGAGAACCAUGGGGUCGCCUCACCCAGCAGCAGCCAAGCGUGCACACAGAACUCAGGGGCACCUGAAGGCCAUCCUCCUAGCUUCUCUCCCCCAUCUUCCAACCUCCACCAGUCUUUCUCUGGCACCCAAGCAGACAACGGCCAUAGUGCUGGGCUCAACUCUUGUCCCAAAAGCCCAGUUAUUCAUCCAAAGAUGACUGGUUUGCAAUCUUCUGACAAGGUGGGGCCCAAGUUUUCAGCUCCAUCCCCAACUUUUCCUAAGCCAAGCUCCACGGUUUCAGAGAUAACCCAGCCCCCGUCCUACGAAGAUGCAGUAAAGCAGCAAAUGACUCGGAGUCAGCAGAUGGAUGAACUUCUGGAUGUCCUCAUUGAAAGUGGAGAAAUGCCAGCUGAUGCCAGAGAAGACCAUUCAUGUCUUCAAAAACUCCCAAAGCUACCCGGGUCCUCUCGCAGCCCCACCACCGUCCUCCCCAAGCCCUCGGCUUCCUUUGAACAGACGUCCUCAGGAGGCCAGAUCUCCUUUGAUCACUAUGCCACUGACAGCGAUGGACACCUAGAGGUCUUGUUGAAUUCUCACAGCCCCAUAGGAAAGGUGAGCGACGUCACCCUCCUCAAAAUCGGAAGUGAGGAGCCUCCUUUUGAUGGGAUCAUGGACGGCUUCCCGGGGAAGGCUGCUGAAGACCUCUUCAGCGCCCAUGAGCUCUUGCCGGGGCCUCUCUCCCCGAUGCAUACACAGUUGUCACCCUCCUCAGUGGACAGCAGUGGCCUGCAGCUGAGCUUCACAGAAUCUCCUUGGGAAACGAUGGAAUGGCUGGACCUCACUCCACCUAGUUCCACGCCAGGCUUUGGCAACCUCACCACCAGUGGUCCCAGCAUUUUCAACAUCGAUUUCCUGGAUGUCACAGAUCUCAAUUUGAAUUCCCCUAUGGACCUCCACUUACAGCAAUGGUAAACAUCUGAGAUACAAGUACAGUGGGAGCUCAGUAAGAACCCCAUAGGGAAGGUGCACAACCAGAAAAUACUGUGUGAUCCAAAAGUUAAAGGGGAGAAAAAAUGGGAAGGGGAAAAAGGCAAUGGAGGUUUCUGUGACAAUCAACUAAAAAAAGCAGGAAUAAGUCAUUAAAAUAUGUAUAAUGUAAUUUCUCCUAGCAUUCAGCAACUGCUAAUAACUUCAGAGAUGCAUUCAAAAAUGUGCUUCCUCAGAAUAAGAAUGCCAAAGUUGUCUUUCACUGCCUUAUCUCGUAUCAAUAUUUUCCUAGCCCACAGUUUGUCUCAAGCGUUACUGGGCCAUGAGUUCCCACUACACUUUGUCUCAGAUGUUAUUGGGACAUAAGCUGACACUGCUAGCUGUUGUUA
Molecule: messenger RNA, 3724 nt
Organism: Acomys russatus (golden spiny mouse)
Lineage: Eukaryota; Metazoa; Chordata; Mammalia; Rodentia; Muridae
Gene: Myocd
Product: myocardin
Exons: 14
Coding region: 378-3320 (980 amino acids)
Biological process (GO): cardiac muscle cell differentiation; smooth muscle cell differentiation
Source: RefSeq, a predicted model, not a curated record